UAUUAUGACAUUAAAAUGUGGGAUUGUAGGGCUACCUAAUGUUGGUAAAUCUACUUUAUUCAAUGCUUUAACUGCUAGUUGUGCUGCAGAGGCAGCUAAUUAUCCAUUUUGUACAAUAGAACCAAAUAGUGGUAUAGUUUCAGUACCUGACGAAAGAUUGCAUAAAUUAUCUUCUAUUGUAGGGUCUAGUAAAAUUAUUCCUACUUAUAUAGAAUUUGUGGAUAUUGCUGGCUUAGUGAAGGGAGCUAGCAAGGGAGAAGGACUUGGUAAUAAGUUUUUAUCUCAUAUAAGGGAGGUAGAUGCUAUUAUACAUGUACUACGUUGUUUUGAAGACAUUGAUAUUACUCAUGUGUAUAAUAAAAUUGAUCCACUAAAUGAUGCUGAAAUAAUAGAAACAGAGUUAAUUUUAGCAGAUCUCGAGUCUGUACAAAAACGUUUAGCAAAUAGCGAAAAACGUUUAAAAUCAAAUGAUAAAACUCUACAAGAACAAAUAAAUUUAUUAAACGAACUAUCCCAAAUUCUCGCUAAAGGUAAACCGGCACGUGAGCUAACUGGUUUAUACGAUCAAGAAACUUUAAAUCAACUACAAUUAUUAACAUUAAAACCAGUUUUAUAUGUUUGCAAUGUAUUAGAACAAUAUGCUCUAUCAGGUAAUAAAUUUACUAAAAUGAUAGAAGAAAAAACACAAAAAGAAGAUGCACAAUAUGUUAUUAUCUCAUCAAAAAUAGAAGCUGAGAUAGCUACUUUAGAAAAUGAGGAAGAAAAAAAAGAAUUUCUGAGUACUAUAGGACUUAUUGAAACUGGAUUAAAAGCUGAGAUAGCUACUUUAGAAAAUGAGGAAGAAAAAAAAGAAUUUCUGAGUACUAUAGGACUUAUUGAAACUGGAUUAAUUGGUCCUAAAGAAGCACAUGCUUGGACUUUUAAAAAUGGUACAACAGCUGCUCAGGGAGCUGGCAUUAUUCAUACUGAUUUUGAAAAAGGUAGUGAAGUAAAAGCUAAAGAAAUGGGGAAACUACGUUUAGAAGGCAAAGAUUAUAAGAUGCAAGAUGGUUUUGCAUUUGGUAUAUUAUCGCUUGGUAGAUUUUCUGAUAUAUGGGGUAGAAGACCAAUUAUAUUAUUUGGCUUAUUAAUCUAUAUAAUAUCAUCAAUUAGCAGUAUAUUUGUUAUUAAUAUCAAAAUGUUGAUGAUUUUACGUUUUUGUCAAGCUUUUGGUGCUAGUGUUGGUUCUGUGAUAGGUCAAGCAAUGGCUAGGGACUCUUACCAAGGAAGCCAGAACUACGAUUAUUCCAGCUAUUGGAUCAACAAUUGCUGGAUAUAUAGUAGAAUAUUCAAGUUGGAAAUAUAUUUUUGUAUUUCUAAGUGUAACACCAUCAUUUUAUGGGAAGCUAGCUUUUUUGUUAAGUAUAUCAAUGUUAAGUUUAAUAGGGAGUAUUAUACUUGUAAUAUCAUCUUAUUGGCUUUC
Messenger RNA from Oppiella nova, 1462 nucleotides. NCBI's taxonomy places the organism in Eukaryota, Metazoa, Arthropoda, Arachnida, Sarcoptiformes, Oppiidae. The record is from the annotation of a GenBank genome assembly.